Molecule: messenger RNA, 885 nt
Organism: Rotaria sordida
Lineage: Eukaryota; Metazoa; Rotifera; Eurotatoria; Philodinida; Philodinidae
Source: the annotation of a GenBank genome assembly
AUGUCUGAUCCUUUAUUAGAAGAUCUUAUAUUAAAUGAAAUGCCUGAUGUUGGAUUAUUACGUAUUAAAGCUAAUGAACAAUAUCAUUUAGAAAAUGAUAAGCGAGAUAAAGAUUUAGAAGAAAAAGCUGAAAAUGAUUUAGCAGCAUAUGAAUUUUCAUUUUUUGUAAAUAAUAUUUUAUCGUCAUUAGUUGUUAAUUGUUCUGAUGAAAAACUAGCAAUACGUGCAUUAAAACAAAUUCAUCGUUUAGCAACAAUUGAUUUAUAUCGCAAAUCAUUAGGUGAUACUUUAUCAAAUGCAAUUAAUUAUAUUUAUUCAUAUUCAAAUAAUUCAUUUCUUAUUGAAAAACUUAUUUUAAAUAAUGUUAUUGAAAUUCUUUUUUAUGAUUAUAUUGAAUCAUCAUGUCACACAUCAGCAUUACAUAUGAUUAAAAAUAUAACAGUUGAUCAAUGGAGAAAACAAUCAUUUAAAACAAUUCAAUUUGUUUUAAAAAAAAUUAGUUUAAAAAUUCAACGUGAAGAUGAUGAUUUACUUGAAGAUGAAUAUCUAUUAAAUUUUGAACUUAAAUUAAGACAAACUCUGCAUGUCGACUCAAUUGAUGAGAAUAUAAAAGAAAAUUUUAAUAUUAUUAUAAAUGUUUUAACAAAAAUUUAUAUGGCUUUUGGUAAUAAACAAUUUAUUGAACGCUCUUUACAUGAUCCAUUAUAUUUAUUUAUAAAUGAAAUGUGGUUGAAAACAUUUAAUUAUGAACAAUAUAGAUAUAAUAUUUCAUAUUUACUUAGUGGUUUCAAAUCAAUAAUAACAACAUGGUUAAAAUUUGAUUAUUCAACUCGUCAACUAUUUGUUAAAAAAAUUAAUCAUCAUAUUUCAAACAAUCAUCAAUAA